Molecule: messenger RNA, 573 nt
Organism: Umbelopsis ramanniana AG
Lineage: Eukaryota; Fungi; Mucoromycota; Umbelopsidomycetes; Umbelopsidales; Umbelopsidaceae
Exons: 3
Coding region: 29-427 (132 amino acids)
Source: RefSeq, a predicted model, not a curated record
CGAGACCAAUUGAAAACGUUGUUAACUAAUGAGCACUACAAUUUGGCUGCUACUUUGUGUUUUACUGCUUGCAGUCGGAAUUAUAUUCCGAAAGCGUUUACAAGCUGCCUUCUCCAAACUUGCUGAUAAUACCAAUAGACUAAUUGGCUACCAUCUACUGCCAACAUCGGCCGGGUCAUUUGAGGAUGACAUAGAAGAUGGGCUUACUUCCUCCAAUUUCGACAUUGAAGAACAUAACAUUGAGGAAGGAGAUAGUAGAGCAGGGUUGAAAAACAAGGAGGAAAUCUUAAAGAUAAUGAAGCGCCAGGGCUGCUCUUUUGAUGAAGCUAGGCUUAUUCGGCAACAGCGAUUGCUGAAAAAGAAUAAUAUUGACCCUGCCACGGGAUUGCCGUUGGACCCGAAAUUCGUCAGUUUUGGCAGCCCAUAAAGAGAGAGAGAGGGAGGCACAGCUAGGAGAUAACAGUUUCGGACAAAAUUCAUUCUGAUGUUCAAUGCCUAUUGACAGCAGUAAUUUCGACCUAUCCCUCAGAGCUUUGGCGCACCCGCCAAUUGAUUCAACGUUUUGGAAUUAAU